Molecule: messenger RNA, 2742 nt
Organism: Elgaria multicarinata webbii
Lineage: Eukaryota; Metazoa; Chordata; Lepidosauria; Squamata; Anguidae
Gene: SH3RF2
Product: SH3 domain containing ring finger 2
Exons: 10
Coding region: 242-2455 (737 amino acids)
Molecular function (GO): metal ion binding; protein binding
Source: RefSeq, a predicted model, not a curated record
CUGCAAUUUGGAGAGUGAGAGAAAGGGGAAAGCGAGAUCAGGAGCUGUUAUUUCAUGAGCCGAACCCGUUUUGAAGGGGUCACAAACGCAAGGAUGGUGACUUUCAGAUUCUAAAAUUACAAGUAACCUUCAUGGAACAUUCCUGAGCCACCCCCUUUGUUCCAGUAAACAUCAUGUGGAUUUUUCUGGCUCUACUUGCAACGCGAGGUUUUCAUUAAAAACAAAAACAAAAAACCAAACCAUGGAGGAUUUAGCUUUAUUUGACAUGUUAGAGUGCCCAAUGUGCCUGGAGAAGUUGGAUGUCUCAGCCAAGGUGCUCCCAUGCCAGCACACCUUCUGCAAACCUUGCCUCCGGAGAAUCUUGAAAUUGCACAAGGAACUGAGGUGUCCCGAAUGUCGAACCCUCGUCCUCUGCAGUAUUGAAGAGCUUCCUGCCAACUUGUUUUUGACCCGUUUGUUGGAUGGAAUCAGAUUUGGACCAAGUGUGAUGAAGUUUGGCUCGCUCCAAAGAUCGGGGGUUCUCUCCUCCCCUGCCUCCAUCAGGAGAGUCCGAGGAGAGCCAAGAGCUUUACAACUCAAUCCAUAUAGGCUGACUCCCAGCCCCAGGAUCCCUACGGAAGGGAUUCCCCGGGCUAAAGCCUUGUACAGCUACAGAGGACACAACCCUGGAGAACUGAGGUUCAACAAAGGGGACAUCAUCAUAUUGCACCGUCAGCUGGAUGAAAACUGGUACCUAGGAGAGAUUAAUAGGGUCAGUGGAGUUUUCCCAACCGACUCUGUGCAAGUUAUCAAACAGCUGCCACAGCCCCUUCCCCUCUGCAGAGCACUUUACAACUUUGAUCUGAAGUCCAGGAAUAAAAACGAAAACGACGACUGCCUGCCAUUUCAUAAGGGUGAUAUAAUCACUGUAAUCAGCCGAGUGGAUGAGAACUGGGCAGAGGGCAAGAUAGGUGACAGAACUGGAAUUUUCCCAAUCUUGUUUGUGGAGCCAAAUACGACAGCCCGGCAACUCCUUCAGACAAGCCAAAGUUACCAAUCUUCCCAGCUGAAAUAUGCUCCACCUUUGUGGAAGUCCUUGCCCAGGGCAAAAGGCAUGGAAUCACCCACUUUCAGCAAAGGAUCUGAAUCUAGAAGGAAGAGCAUGAAGCAAUUCUCCAUCACAACUGCCUUAAAUACGCUCAACAGGAUGGUCCAUUCACCCACGAGACGACAGACUCUGGAUAUCAGCUCCCCGGUGCUCAUCAGCUCUAGCAAUCCUUCUGUGACUACCCAGAACUAUGAGAAAAUAGAAUUGCCACAUAGCGCUCCCAUUCAGGUCAGCGCCUCUUAUUACUCUGCACCUGCAUCCAUGGGACAGUCUACGGCCAUUGUCACCCUUCCCCAUUUACAGCAACACCUGUCGGUGAAUAUGUGUGUGGCUUUGCACUCCUACACACCUCACGGUAUGGAAGAACUCGAGUUGCAGAAAGGAGAAGGCAUUCGUGUUUUGGGGAAACACCAUGAAGGUUGGCUGAAAGGAGUAUCGCUGGUCACAGGAAAAGUCGGGAUCUUCCCAAGCCAUUACGUUGCUCCACUUUUCAGGAAGUCCUCAAGCUUCUCUGAUGCGAGGGUGCCUUCCCUCUAUGCGACUUGGACGUUAUCCACUUCCUCACUUACGUCCCAGGGAAGCAUCUCAGAGAACGGCCCAAGGCAAAGCAGGCCUUUGAAAUCUGCCUCCAUGCCCACAUCUUUGGCCUCACCGGUGAGGAAUCUCUCUGUGCCAAAUGCCUCAGGGCAAGCAGCGUCACAGAGGAGAGGACGUGGCAGCAGUAGGAAGAAUGGAUCUUUACAGAAACCUUUGCAACCGGGAGCUCUUAUGCCCUUCAUCAGCUCCCUUAGGCGGACUCCUGCCACCCAAACACGACCCCAGCAAUCUCCGAUAUAUCAACCGAUCUCCACUCUGCCCCGAGGAGCUGGCACGGCUGACACAGGAGCCAGGCUGAAUUCCUCCCAUGAUUCUUCAUUAGUGCAAGUGCCCCGAAGUGGAAGCAGCAGAGCUCCUUCUGUGUGUAGUUCUGUAAUGUUGGACACCAAAGAAUUACUGACAAAAAGCGAAUUGAGUCUAAAGCCACCUGCAUCUGCUCCACCCUCCAUUUUGGUGAAACCAGACACCUCCAGAAACACCAUGGAGAAGCAAGUGAAAACAGUGAGAUUUCAGAACUACAGCCCACCACCAUCCAAGAGACACAGUUCUCUGUCUUCACCAAACCUCUCCAAUGGCAAACCUGAGCAAGGAAGCGUUACAGAAGCCAUGCAGCCAGAAGCAAACAAGAGCCCUGAAAUGUCAGCUCUCUAUUCCCACCGAAUUAUCUCUAGUCCAGUUCAUCAAAGAAGGAUGUCCCAUCCUAAGACCUCAUCACUGGACCUUUCUGGACAGUCAGGCUACCUGACCUUUCUGACAAAAAAAGAAUUAUAAUAGCAUUGCUGAGAACUGGAAAAGGUUCAUCCUACUUAAAUUGGUUCACUUUGGAAAUUUGCUAUCAUUCUUUGUUUGUAAGCAAACAAACAAGAAGUACGGCAACUAGAUAUGCCGUGGAUCUCAGGUCCAAUCUGCCAAUACCUUUAAAAAAGUUUACAUCUCACAGAAGCGGUAGAACCCUCUUUUAGGAAUCGACACAACCACUGAUGAUUACUGGGUACCAUUUAUCCCACAUUUGUAUGGAAGGGUCUUCUUUUGUGUGACUUUGAUCUACAACUCAAAAC